Molecule: messenger RNA, 1035 nt
Organism: Eremothecium gossypii ATCC 10895
Lineage: Eukaryota; Fungi; Ascomycota; Saccharomycetes; Saccharomycetales; Saccharomycetaceae
Gene: MTM1
Product: Mtm1p
Exons: 1
Coding region: 1-1035 (344 amino acids)
Biological process (GO): mitochondrial transmembrane transport
Source: RefSeq, marked provisional
AUGAGUAAGGAAACCGGAAAGAAGGUUACGCUGAAGGAACGCAUGGUAAGCGCCUCUGCUGGCUCGCUGGUCACGUCACUGUUUCUCACGCCACUGGACGUGGUCCGCGUGCGGCUUCAACAGCAAGAAAUGCUUCCAAGUUGUACAUGUACAGGACAGCUGUCGAAACCGGCAGGGAAAGUGUUUUGGCAGGAUGAGUGCUUUGCAAACGUCGGCUGCCGAGAGCCUGCUGCGAGGCUGCAGGGAACUCUGGAGGGGCUCAGGAAGAUAGCCCAACUAGAGGGUCUGCCGACUCUGUGGCGAGGGCUGGGGAUUACGCUCGUAAUGGCGGUGCCGGCUAACGUGGUGUACUUUUCCGGCUAUGAAGCACUGCGUGAUAACUCGCCCUUGGCAUCCCGGCUACCUGUGGCAAACCCACUAGUGUGUGGAGCAUUUGCGCGGAUAUUGGCUGCAACUACUAUUGCGCCGCUGGAGCUAUUGCGCACACGGCUCCAGAGUGUGCCCCGCGCAAGAGACACAGAGCGUACAAUAUAUCUGAUAGGCGACCUGCUGCGAGAGAUGCGGCAUGAGGUUUCGGUUAUGGGUUACCGUGCGCUAUUUAAAGGCUUGGAGAUCACUUUAUGGAGGGACGUGCCCUUCAGCGCAAUCUAUUGGGGAACAUACGAGUUCUGUAAAACCCAGUUCUGGGCCCGCCAUGCCGCAACCCAUAAUGCAUCAAACUGGGACCAUUUCAUCGGCAGUUUUGCCUGCGGUAGCAUGGGCGGUGCUGUUGCAGCACUUUUGACACAUCCUUUUGAUGUGGGCAAGACCCGCAUGCAGAUUGCGAUUGCCAGUCCACAGCAGCUAACUGUGGGGGGAAAAGCUACGAAAACUGAUGACUCAAGAGGCAUGUUCUCAUUUUUGAAUGCCAUUAGGAAAUCAGAAGGUAUUAGAGCGCUAUAUACCGGCCUAUUACCUAGGGUGAUGAAGAUUGCACCAAGUUGCGCCAUAAUGAUCUCGACUUAUGAACUGUCGAAGAAGUUCUUCACUAGUUGA